Phalaenopsis equestris is the source of this 1326-nucleotide messenger RNA. Its product is annotated as vacuolar protein sorting-associated protein 28 homolog 1-like. The coding region runs from base 229 to 870 and encodes 213 amino acids. Gene Ontology annotation, biological process: protein transport to vacuole involved in ubiquitin-dependent protein catabolic process via the multivesicular body sorting pathway. Gene Ontology annotation, cellular component: ESCRT I complex. The transcript has 2 exons. Lineage: Eukaryota; Viridiplantae; Streptophyta; Magnoliopsida; Asparagales; Orchidaceae. Gene Ontology annotation, molecular function: protein-containing complex binding. The record is from RefSeq and is a predicted model, not a curated record.
UGUUGCUUCUAGAUAAGUAAAUAGAUAACAAUCGGGUGGUAUGCAAGUAGAUGCUUUUUUCGUUCCCUGCCCCCUUGCCACCUGUUGAUCCGAUCGGAGAAGUUCCAGCCCCCUUGCCCCAGUCGGAGAAGGUCCAGUCCCCUUGCCGUCCAGCCCCCUUGCUCCUGUUGAUCCGAUUGGAGAAGGUCCAGAUCUUAUCGGUAUCGAUCGUAGCCAUCUAUCGCAGCCAUGGAAGUGAAAGUGAAUUUGUGGAACGACAAAAGGGAGCGGGAGAUGUACGAAUCCUUCGCGGAUCUCUACGGUAUCAUCAAGACGACGGAGAAACUCGAGAAGGCUUAUGUUCGUGACCUAGUCUCCUCCUCCGACUAUGAAUCGGAAUGCCUCAAGCUCAUUGCUCAGUUCAAGACCCUCUCCUCAUCCCUCCGCGACGCCGUUCCUUCCAUCGAGCGCUUUGCAGAAGCCUACCGGAUGGACUGCCCCGCCGCUCUCAACCGUCUCCUUGUCUCCGGUGUUCCGGCCACUGUCGAGCACCGCUCGUUCUCCUCUACAGCUAACGCCACCUCUGCUGCUGCAGUGGCCGAGUGCGUUCAGCACUUUAUUACUGCGAUGGAUUCGCUCAAGCUGAAUAUGGUUGCGGUGGACCAGGUGCAUCCUCUACUUGUUGAUCUCUCCUCCUCGCUUGCGAAGCUUGGAACAGGAAUUCUGCCCUCGGAUUUUGAGGGGAAGGCAAAGAUGAGGGAGUGGAUAGCGAGACUAGCGAAAAUGGGAGCGGCUGAUGAGCUAACGGAGCAGCAGGCGAGACAGCUGCUCUUUGAUCUGGAGUCAUCUUACAGUGCAUUCAUGGCGGCACUUCCCAAUGGCGGCUCGUGAUUUUAUCGCUCUGGUUGGCACAAUAUUAGAGGCAUUUCUCAAGUCAGUAUUUCUUUACCAGCAGUUGAGAGUAAGCAUAGCAGUGGUUUAUAGAAUGAGCGAGAAAACGGGGAAGAGAAGCAAUGAUUGCAAGCAACCCCAAAUUAUCAUUUAAAUCUUUUGUGGUAUCAAUGAUCCAUAUUUAAUCUUGUUUUCAUAUUGUUUAUUUUUUCUUAUUGUUGUUUUAGUCUCUCAACUUUCUUUGUUCUUUAAGUUAAUGUCAUAGGUGUCCUUAUAAGAGUGUUGUAUUUAUGCAUUGAGCCUUGUCUGAUAUAAGGGUGAAGAAAUGUGAAGAAAGCAUUCUUUGCAUUGAGACUGCCUGUACAUGCAAGACAAGCCUUAAAAGCUAUAUAUAAGCUUGUAUUGAUUUCUAGUUGACAUAGAUUUAUCUGUAAGUUUUCCAAAAAAAUUCUUCUG